Molecule: messenger RNA, 1782 nt
Organism: Xyrauchen texanus (razorback sucker)
Lineage: Eukaryota; Metazoa; Chordata; Actinopteri; Cypriniformes; Catostomidae
Product: signal peptide peptidase-like 2B
Exons: 15
Coding region: 80-1591 (503 amino acids)
Biological process (GO): membrane protein proteolysis
Cellular component (GO): Golgi-associated vesicle membrane; cytoplasmic side of endoplasmic reticulum membrane; lysosomal membrane
Molecular function (GO): aspartic endopeptidase activity, intramembrane cleaving
Source: RefSeq, a predicted model, not a curated record
GUCAUAUAAAAGAUUCGUUCAUGAACGACCCAUUACAGCUAGGCAGUCCGGAUGGGGGAGACGACAACAAUCCGGCAUCAUGAGAUUUUUGUCAAGUCUCCUUUGGGCAGCUCUUUUGAUUAAACAGGUUUUAGGUGAAUAUGGCAUGGCACAUUUCAGUGACUGGGGAAACAAAGGCAAAGAUUACUGCAUCUUCUUCAACUCCCAGUGGGCUCGACUACCUCAAGACCUCAGUAAAGCAGUGCGGCUGCAGAUCUAUGAUCUCACCACCUCUGUGCUGUGCUCCCCCUCGGAUGUACCUGAGGGUGGCUUCCCAAACAGUGUCCUAAUGGUGAUGAGAGGAAAUUGCACUUUCUAUGAGAAAGUAAGAUUGGCGCAGAUCAAUGGUGCCAAGGGACUACUGAUCGUCAGCAAAGAUAGACUUACACCGCCCUCGGGCAACAAGUCCCAGUAUGAGGAGAUAAGCAUCCCAGUGGCUCUGCUCGGCUAUAAAGACAUGCUGGAUAUCAUGAAGAUAUUUGGAGAGGACAGGCAGGUAGCCAUGUAUGCACCCAAUGAACCAGUGGUAGAUUACAACAUGGUGAUCAUCUUCCUGAUGGCUGUGGGCACAGUGGCUGUUGGAGGAUACUGGGCUGGCAGCAGGGACUUUAAAAAACGUUACAUGAAGCACAAAAGAGAUGACGGUGCCGAGAAACAAGAUGAGGAGACCGUUGAUGUCACUCCCAUCAUGAUUUGUGUAUUUGUGGUCAUGUGCUGCACUAUGCUGGUGCUCUUGUAUUUCUUCUAUGAUCACUUGGUGUAUAUGUCCAUAGCGACAUUCUGUUUGGCAUCGGCCGUCGGUCUGUACAGCUGUCUUUGGCCUUUUGUACGAAGAAUACCCUUCGGGAAAUGCAGGAUACCCGAGAAUAACCUGCCGUACUGCCAUAAGCGGCCACAGGUGCGCAUGCUGCUCCUUUCAGCCUUCUGUAUAGGAGUUAGUGUCACCUGGGGAGUUUUCCGCAAUGAAGACCAGUGGGCGUGGGUGCUUCAAGAUGCAUUAGGCAUCGCAUUUUGCCUCUACAUGCUGAAAACAAUCAGACUGCCCACUUUCAAGGCCUGCUCUCUACUGCUGGUCAUCCUGUUUGUGUAUGAUGUGUUUUUUGUUUUUAUAACGCCACUCUUAACUGAGAGUGGUGAAAGUAUCAUGGUAGAGGUGGCAACUGGACCCUCUAAUUCCUUUUCACAUGAGAAGCUUCCAAUGGUGCUAAAAGUUCCCCGGUUAAACUCCUCUCCUCUGGUCCUGUGUGACAGGCCCUUCUCUCUACUGGGCUUUGGGGAUAUCUUGGUACCAGGUCUGCUUGUAGCAUAUUGCCACAGAUUUGACAUUCUCAUGCAGACUUCUCGAAUAUACUUCCUGGCCUGCACUAUUGGCUAUGGCAUCGGCCUGCUCAUCACAUUUGUGGCUCUGGCUCUGAUGGAGAUGGGUCAGCCUGCCCUAUUAUACCUGGUGCCUUGCACGCUCCUCACCAGCCUUGCGGUGGCACUGUGGCGCAAGGAGUUGCCUUUGUUCUGGACAGGAAGUGGAUUUGUGGUGAAUACCAGUUUGAUAUGAGUGCCUUCGGUUGGAAAAGUUCUAGGGUUAUAUACAGUUACUAAACUUACACCUCCUCCUAUUGUGAUGGAACAAAUGAUCUGCACCCAAACCCCUGGAGAUUCCAUAGCUGAACCCCAAUCCAAUCCAGAACCACAGGACUCCGAAACAACAAAUCAGUGUGAGGACCCUCCUCCAAUUGACCAAAAGGA